AAGAGAGAGAAAGUUGUAGAGAGAGAGAAACCAAAAAAUGGAACCUAACACAAGCUCCUGGGCGGAGGCACAACGUUGGCUCACCAUCGCCGAGAAACUCCUGAUCUCCGGUGAUCUUAUCGGAAGCAAAACAUUCGCGAUCCGGGUCAAAGAGUCCGACCCGAAUUUCGAGACGGCUUACCAAAUCCUAGCAGUGGCGGACACAUUACUUGCCGGCGAUAAGAGAAUCAACGGCCAACGGGACUGGUACGCGAUUCUCCAACUUGUCGGACCGACCCAUGACUUGGAACUCAUCUCGACUCAGUACCGCCGACUCGCUCUUCUUCUCCAUCCAGAAAGGAACAAGCUUGCCUUUGCUGAACAAGCCUUCAGGCUCGUCAUCGAUGCUUGGUCAGUUUUAUCGAACCCUUCGAAAAAGUUCUUAUAUGAUAACGAGCUCAAUCUCUCUUUAAAUCUCACUCCAAACCCAGUUCUAUUUCCAAACCCCCCAAACCCAGUUGGGUCUGGGUCUGUGUCUGGGUCGAGUCGAGAGCAAGAAAGUCAAAAUCAUCAGCCACCACAGCAAGAGCAAUUGAAACAAAACCCUUUGAAUAGCAGUUAUAAUUAUGAUAGUGGUGGAAAGGGUAAUGAGAAGAGUGUAAGAGAGGAGGUUUCGCGAUCAGUGCAUGUUGAACCUGAUCAAAGUUCGAAUUUUUGGACUGCUUGUCCGUAUUGUUAUCAUAUGUAUGAAUAUCCUAAGAUUUAUGCAGAGUGUACACUUCGGUGUCAAAACUGUAAAAGGGCGUUUCAGGCGGUGGUAAUUUCGUCGCCACCGCCGAUUGUUGAUGGGAAAGAAGCUUAUUUUUGUUCUUGGGGGUUUUUCCCAUUGGGGGUUUCGGCGUUGAAUUUGGAUAAAAAUAAGGGGCUUUCAGGUUGGACACCUUUUUCGCCUAUGUUUACCUGUCCUCAGAUGGUAGAGAAAAAUGGGGGCACAGAAAAUUUGAAGAAGAACAAUGCUCCUAGGAUUUAUUUUGAUGAUGAUGAUGUUUUUGUGCAAGUGACAGAUUCGAGUGAAGAUUCUGAUGAUGAUUGGGGUCGCAUUAAACAGAAGAGGAAAGGGAAGAAUGUGAAGGAGAAGGGUACACCAGGUAGAAAGGUUAAGAAACCGCAAGCAGAUAAAGGAAAGAAUGUUAAAGGAGGUAGUGGUGAGAAUUUGCAAGGUGGGUUUGUAAUGCAAGAGGGUGUGCCAGCGAGUAAUGUUGUGACGGCUGAGUCAAGUAAGAAAGCGACAGUGAGUAGCACAAGAAAGCCACCUGCAAAAGUUGCUAAGGAUUUGGGGAAGUUGGAUUUGAAUCUAGAGUUUAGUAAUGAGAUUGAAGAGCCUGCACUAGUAAUGCGUGGAGGACAUGGAGCAGGAAAUGGGGAGGAUGAUAACAUCGGAUAUGGCUUUUUUGAGGGCCUUGAUGAAUUCCUGAGUGGUUUGCCGAUACUCUCUGGUGUGGGUGAUGAUAAGGUUAAGGCUUCUUAGUGACGUAAGACUCUUUUUUCAUGUUGUUGUAGCUGCUUUUUCUUUUUGUUUAUGUUUGUAGUAAAUAAUUAUGUAGAAAACUGGGAAUUCGUUUAAUGGUUUCAUUGUAGUUCAAUGUAAUUUACUCUAUCCGGGCUAUAAUGCAUUAAGUGGAUUAAUCCCUCCUGGUUAGAUAAUAAGGCUGUGAAAUGGAAGGUUACUGAUUGAGCUGCUGGUGUUUUUCCACCGUUUGCUUCAUCUGUUUCAUCCCCUGUAUCAUGCAAGUCCUAUUAUCUCUGAGUAUGGAGUGCAUGCAGCAAAAAGCAAAGUAGAGUAGGGCUGGCUGCCCAGCUUGUGCCUACCUAUAUGUAAGUGGAAUUUCAACUUUGUAAUACCUCAUUGAACAAAAC
Ilex paraguariensis (yerba mate) is the source of this 1896-nucleotide messenger RNA. Lineage: Eukaryota; Viridiplantae; Streptophyta; Magnoliopsida; Aquifoliales; Aquifoliaceae. The record is from the annotation of a GenBank genome assembly.